This is a messenger RNA of Schistosoma rodhaini, 1195 nucleotides long. The record is from the annotation of a GenBank genome assembly. NCBI's taxonomy places the organism in Eukaryota, Metazoa, Platyhelminthes, Trematoda, Strigeidida, Schistosomatidae.
CACAAUUGAGGUAAUUUUAAACGGAGGCUGACUUUUAACUUGUUCCAUGAUGCCACUGGGUCGUUCCCCUCGCGGCUUCUUCAAACCUUGUGACGCAUCGUGGUUCCUUUUAUGUAUGUCAUAUUAAUUUUUUAGUAAUAUAUUUUGGCAUCGGUAGUAUUCUCAAAAAGCCUGACACGAGUUUCUUAUAUGUCAAAUUCAUUAACUUGUCGUUAUUAUAAUACUAUUAUAAUGACAAUCGUUGUAGGAAUUAUUUUCUAUUGGCUUAAGCAUAGUACAUAUUUCAUGAACGUGUAAUCUUGUGAAUAUGGUGGAGCUAUCCUUUACGUAGGUUUGUAGCUCAAAGCUGCUCAGUUGGAUAAAUUUCUAAUGUCUGACUUGGCAGUAUGUCGUUUUGCGUACGAUGGGGUUGUUACUGCAGUAGUAAAAAUAUUGGAAUCAGAUGGAGAAAAAUCUUUUGUUGACCAGGUUUCAUUGUGAAUUUUUUUGAAAUUCUGUAUUCAAUACUUGCAGGCCGGGCGAAAUCCUCUUCAUUGGGCGGCUUGUGGAGGUCAUUUAGAAUUGGUAAAAGUUCUUCUAAGUAGAGGUUUCGAUAAAGAUUGCAAAGAUCAGUCUAACUGGACUCCACUUAUGAUUGCUGUUUCCGCUGGACGUGAUAAUGUAGCUUCAUAUCUUAUAGAGCAAGAACACGCUGAUGUAAAUGUAGUAAAUUCGACAGGUCAAUGCUGUCUUCACUAUUGUGCUUCUAAAAAUCGUCCUCAGUUGGCCAAACAGUUAUUAAAUGCUGGUGCGAAACCAGAUGUAAAAGAUUGGGGAGGAGUUACACCGCUUCAUCGUGCAAUCGCCACAGAAAACCUAGAUAUAGCUAAACUUCUUUUAGAUCAUACAGUUACUGAAGAAGACGUCGGUAAUGAAGAAGGCCGCAAUGUACUGUUUUCAAAGCUUGUUGACAUAAUUGACAAACAAGGCCAAACACCUCUACAUUAUGCAUGCGAAGAAGGCAAUUUCCAAGCUGCAACUUUAUUAAUGAAUUAUGGUGCCUCUAUAAAUCAUAAAGAUACAGAUGGCAAAACACCCAUAGACGUUGCUCCGGACCAUUUGCGUAUGAAUUUAUCAAAACUAUUAAAAGCCAAAUAAAAAAAUGAUCCUUUUUUAAAUAUUCGUUUAUUUCCAAAUAAAAAACUAUUUUUUGCAC